AUGUCAGCAGAAGCAAUAACGCCACAACUGAGACAGAAGGUGCUGGAACAACUUCGAGAAGUAACAUCAGCACGCAAACUUCCGAAAUCUCCAGAGGAAAUUGAAAAUCUUAUGCUUGAGAAAUCACGUGGUGUUAAAAAGACUUAUCUGAAUCUUUUGUCGAAGGUUAUAAACUCAGGUACUGGCGGAUCGAAUGUUUCAGCUAACGUCCAUAUUCCUUCAAAUGACCCCAAUAUUCAGAUGCAGUCUGUUGGGAAUAAUUUUCAGAUGAGUGGACAGCAACAACCACAACAAUUAAUGAAUACUCAAAUAAUUUCCUUGCCACGUUCUGGACCCACUUCAAUCCAAUCACAUCCUCAAAUCCUUCAAGUUAUGCCACAAAAUAUGCCCAACAGCAUAAAUAAUAUGCAGCAAAACCAUAAUCAAAUCAAUCGUCCUAGAUAUACUAUCAGUUCACAUCCAGUUCAACAACAAUAUCAAUCUUAUCCUCAAAAGAAUAUUAUUCAACAAGAUGGUACUGUUAUAGGAUCACAGCCGACACAUUGUGUUCCGAUUUCAACAAUAGCCAAUCGUGUUAUUCUACCCUCCGGUGUUGCAGUGACCCAGUCAGGUCAAAUUAUCCAAUGCACGACUGGUUCUGGACAACAACCAGUCCUUAUAUUCCAGCAACCUCAGACACAGUCUAUUGCACAAAUAACUGCUGCAUCCUCCGUUGACCAAUCUAUUCCACGUCAGACAAUUAUUAGUUCUCAAGCUAUGGGACCAUCCAAUUCUAUUAAACCAGUAGUAUGUCAACAGGACAAUAUAUAUGUGACAACAUCCAGUCCGAAUGCUGUACUCUUUCGAACAUCGAAUUCUGGUUGUCUUACAGUUAUUAAUCCAUCAGGUACUACUACUGCUACUACGAAUAAUAAUAAUAAUAGUAGUAGUGAUUUAUCCAAUAUUAAUAAUACAGGGCAACAAUCACUACAAAGUAUUAAUGAUACUUCAUCAAGUAUAUCUACUAUAUCAGGGACAACUGUUUCAAAGCCUAUUCUUACAGUAUUACCAGGUCCUGCUGGUACACAAGCAAAAAUUAUACGUCCAAGUAUAUCUCAACCAUCUAAAGUUGGCAUUAUUUCAAACAGUCAAAUUCAGCCAAGAUCAAAUACACCAGUUAGUCAACAGUAUCAACCAAGGCCAAAUAUUCAAUCAAAUAAUAAUAAUAAUAACAAUAACAAUAAUACUACACCUGGAGUAUCAAAAGUACAAGGUUUUACACAAGCUGAGGUACAACAAGCAUCAGAUAAAGACAAUAAACCACCAGAAACAUCUACUAGUAGUGGUAGUAGUAGCAGUAGUAGUAAUAAAAAAGGCGGUGAAGUUAAAUCCAGUGAAGUUCAAGCACAAAUUGUCAAUGGUUUAACUGAUAUUGCUAAUCGUUACUUGUCAACUGUAAAACAUGCUAUUCAACUAGCAUCUAAACGACCUGAAGCUGCUGGUUGUGUACGUAAAUACAUUAAAUUAAAAGAUAUCUUAGAACAUCCUGAAGCAAAUCUAAAUGUUCUGUCAUUUGCUCAACUUCCAUUAAUUGAAAAAUUAUUACAUGAAAUUGAAAGAAAUCCAAUGCAUUUAGUUGAAGAGCAUUUACAACAAUACAUCGUCAUCAUCAUCAACACAGCAGUGAACAACACAACUGCAGCUAAUACAACAACUGGCCAUUCUCAGUCACAGAAGCAAGAGACUCAACAACAACAGCAACAACAACAAGUACGUCAUCAGUUAAAUCAACAGUCUGCUCAGUCUCAGUCUGUUGUCGCUCAAGGUCAGCAAAGACGUGGAACUGCUGUUAUAAAUCAGCCGUCACCAAACCGUUUUCAAGUUCCCACCACUAAUUUGAACACACUUUUAUCCCAACCAUUCGGUGCUCCCAGUCCAACUGGUGCAUCAGACAGUCAACAACAAAAUGUUCAUCUUCGAUCAACUACGCAAUUCUCUCCUGCUGGUGCUAAUCUCAAUGCUUCCAGUACUCAUAGUCCAGACGUUUCGACUGCACCAAUGUCUGUACAUGGAGUUGGGGCAGAUCAUAACCGAUUGCCACAUGUAAACCGCAUUGCUACCUCGGCAUCGUUACUUGGACAAUCUACACAAAGUAGUACUGGACCAACAGGAUUUUAUGCCAGCUUGCAGUCAAUAGCUACAGAGUUUGAAAAAAUGUCUGAUCGUAUGUCACAAGAUCGAAUUUACUCUCGUCGUGUUUUUAGGGCAAUUCAAGAAAUCACAUUAGAAACAAAACCAUUUCGUGAAAGUAUUGGAUUUCAACUACCAGAAGAGAAUCUUCAAUUCAUUACUAAAAGUAAUAAAAAUGAUGUUACUGACUUUGCAAAUACACCUGAUCCAUUGACGACAACAAGUAAUGCUACUCAUGAUAAUGAUUUUAUUAUAAAUCCAUUAAAACGUAAGCAUUCUUCUGGAAGUAGUAUUGAUCAACGAAAUAUUCCAGCAAGUUCAAAUCCAAAGUCAGAUGAUCAACCAAUUCGAUUGGAUGAUAAUUUAUCCUCCUCCUCCCCUUCAUCAUCAUCAUCACCGCCGUCAAAUGAUUAUGAAUCGAAGGCAAAGAAAGUUUGUUUGAGGACAACAUCACCGAAUAAUAGUUCAAUAGGUGGUAAACCCAGUUCACUGCCACUACCAACUAGUACUUCAGGUGAACUGCAUACACCUACAUUGACUGAUAAAGAUAGUCCGGAUAUUUUAUUAUCAUCAGCAAUAGAGAAAUCUGAUUGUCAAGGGGGUUCAGAUGGUUCAGCAAGGAGGGCAUACGAGAAAUUAUUUUUACAUACAGAUAUAAUUUAUAAUCCAGAAGCUGAUCCACUCGAACACUUUCCUACAGAUCAGUUAAAUCGUUUAAAUCCUAAAGUUCUUACUGAAAUAUCAAAAUUAAAAGAAUUAGAUAUUCACGUUGAAGGCAAUUCUCAUCCACCGUCAAUUGAUGAUAUGGAAAGUUAUGCAACAUGUUUAGAUGCUGGUGAAUGGAAUACAAGUUGUCAUUUAAAAUUAAAUUAUAUAAAUAAGGAGUGCUAUUUACCCUGUCAACUACCAGAAUUCUAUGUUCGCCUAACUUCAGAUUACUUACAAACUGGUCACUUAAAUUGGUAUUAUUUACCAAAAGUGAAGUAUUUACAACUUAUAAGUAAAUCAGUGAAGUGUAAUAAUGAAUUGAAAAGUGCUGAAAAAUACUUGGAUAUUUACUAUAAUGAAUUGGAUAAACAAUUUGAUCAAGUUAGAGCAUCUUCUGAUCGUCGAAGAAGCCUAUUGACUAUUGGUAAAACAUGGAAUAAUGUCAUCUGUACAUCAGUGGCUCGUUGGUAUAAAAUAGACCGUGAUUUAUUGUCAAUUGCAGCUGGCAAAUCAUCAUCAUCUACACACAAAAAAGGUCUACUGGCCGCCUACUAG
This is a messenger RNA of Trichobilharzia szidati, 3432 nucleotides long. The record is from the annotation of a GenBank genome assembly. Lineage: Eukaryota; Metazoa; Platyhelminthes; Trematoda; Strigeidida; Schistosomatidae.